Plutella xylostella (diamondback moth) is the source of this 1018-nucleotide messenger RNA. RefSeq names its product Sys1 golgi trafficking protein (gene Sys1). NCBI's taxonomy places the organism in Eukaryota, Metazoa, Arthropoda, Insecta, Lepidoptera, Plutellidae. Gene Ontology annotation, biological process: Golgi to endosome transport; protein localization to Golgi apparatus; Golgi to plasma membrane protein transport. Gene Ontology annotation, cellular component: trans-Golgi network; Golgi membrane. The record is from RefSeq and is a predicted model, not a curated record.
CAUUUCAUUUCAUUGUCGAUCGAAACGAAAACACAAUAAUUUAUGCAACUAUUUCAUCACAAAUUAAUCAAUUUGCGAAUAACUUGGUUAUUUUCUGACCCUAAACCCUCUCCAAGACCUCCAAAGUCGUCCUCUACCAAAAAAUCUAUCAAUUUUCCCACUCCCAUCCAUGCCAAUUCCCCACACUUCGCGAGUGUUUACUUUGUGCGUUCCCAGCUUCCAAUGUCGAAAAUGAAGAAGUUGACGGGCUCAUUCCGCUAUACGCAGUGGGACCCGUGCCUCAUCACGUGCCAGAUAGUGUCCAUGCAGUCCGUCUGCUACUUGUCCCUGUGUGUGCUGGUGGCUAUUAUGGAGGAUCUGACUUCUUCAACCAGGACUCUGGAUCACAUCUUUGAAUAUCACGAGAUCCAUGUAAGAGAUGGAGAGGGUCGCUCAGUAAUAUCUGCAUUUGUUCUGAAUGCAAUCAUUGCAGCAGUUGCACUGUGGUUCAUUGUUGGAAGGACUAAAUUGUGUUUGGACUUCAGUUGCACAUACUACGGCAUCCACCUCAUAGCGUGCUGGAUGUACAACGGCAGCUUUCCCACCACAUUCUCCUGGUGGACGCUGAAUGUGGCCUGCGCGGCCAUCACAUGUGUCUCCGGAGAGUUCUUGUGCUUACGGACUGAGCUACAAGCGAUACCGUUGAGCAAUAUCGGUGCUAAAGUUGACUUAUGAAAGUGUGGGAAACAGACAGUUGGAUGUGCAAUUUUAGUGUGAGCAUAGCUCUGUGUACAGGGGAAUAGUUGGAAAGUUAAGUUAAUAAGAAAUUUGAUGUUUUUAGAUGUUUAAACAUUUUGUAUACUCAUACUUUGUUUAAUAUCUGGUAAGGCUCUUUGUUUAAAUUUAAGUAUGAGGCUUAUAAAUUUAAUUUACUCAUAUUUAACUAAAAUAACUACUAGUAAAUUACUGACCAAAAUGGUUUUUGAUUGAGUUACUUUUCCUUGUAUAUUUUUGCCUCUCAUUUAUGAUAUAAAUAUAA